CCAAUUGCUUCUAUUUUGUCAGUUUUGCACCGUUUCCAUAUUUUAACAAAAAAAUAUAUUUAUGGUAAAGAUUACAGAAGACAAGAAAAUGAUUGUAAACUCUGUAAUUUAAAGAGACCACGCAUUGUCGUUUUCCCAACUUGUCUUCAUUUUCCAUCCAAAACCCACAAAAUUCCCACACAACUCGACCGGUUCAGACAACUUAGAGCUGUAAUCUCUCUCUCUCUCUCUCUCUCUCUCUCUCUCUCUUACCGACAUGGCACACUGACCUGAUUAUUGGGCCCAAAAUUAGCUGAUCGUCAAUAUCUUAUUGCACAAUUUUUUGGUGCUAGAGAAAAAAAGUGAUUUGACACUGAUGGCGGACUUGGUUGGGCCGAGAUUGUACAGUUGUUGCAAUUGCAGAAACCAUGUCGCUCUUCAUGAUGAUGUCAUUUCUAAAGCUUUUCAGGGAAGGAAUGGUCGAGCCUUUCUGUUCUCUCAUGCAAUGAACAUCAUGGUGGGGCCUAAACAGAACAGGCACCUCAUGACUGGUCUCCACACGGUUGCUGAUGUCUACUGCUGCGACUGCCGCGAAGUGCUCGGUUGGAAGUACGAAAGAGCCUAUGAAGAGACUCAGAAGUACAAGGAAGGAAAGUUCAUACUCGAGAAAUCCAAAAUAGCCAAAGAAAACUGGUAGUGCUGGUAUUGGGGUAGGUUUUGGGUUACAAGUGUAAAGGUCACUUCUACGUGUUCAUACUGUCCGUGGAAAAUUGGAAAUAUCGAAAUGCUAUUGUUCUU
Molecule: messenger RNA, 777 nt
Organism: Morus notabilis
Lineage: Eukaryota; Viridiplantae; Streptophyta; Magnoliopsida; Rosales; Moraceae
Product: protein yippee-like At4g27745
Exons: 4
Coding region: 356-676 (106 amino acids)
Source: RefSeq, a predicted model, not a curated record